Molecule: messenger RNA, 6012 nt
Organism: Penaeus indicus
Lineage: Eukaryota; Metazoa; Arthropoda; Malacostraca; Decapoda; Penaeidae
Product: lysM and putative peptidoglycan-binding domain-containing protein 3-like
Exons: 3
Coding region: 105-938 (277 amino acids)
Source: RefSeq, a predicted model, not a curated record
UCUCGAGUUAUGGGAAAGUUGGAAGUGAGUUAGAAUUUUCGUCAUUUUUUUUCUUUGCCUAAGAGCAGGUGUCGACGCUGACGUUGGAUUAUGUGACUUUAAAGAUGAGUUCUUCCCUUUGGAAUGGACGGGCGGCCGGAAAUUCUUCACACAAGAAUUACAAGUACAGACGUCUUUCCAGCGCUGAGAAUGGAGCAGGCAACGGGUACAUUUCAUGCGAAGAGGACGAGGAGGAGAUAUUCACAUCACAGGCCUUUGAGCUGAAGAAGAUUGUCAAGAAAUCUGACGGCCAGGAGAAGAAAGGGUCCUCUGGCAGCAGUCCGGUGAAAUUUGUUACCGAAUACGAGCAGCUGAUUGAUCGACCCAUACAGAGUGGAGAGACGCUCAGGAGCAUAUCUCUGAAGUACAGGAUUCCGGUAUCAGAAUUGAAGAGAAUAAAUAAGAUCUUCCAAGAGAACGAAUUCUUUGCCCUAAACUCUUUGAAGAUUCCGGUGAAACCCAACUCCGUUUUGGCGGAGAUGCUCGACGAAGAGAACAGGCAGAGGCAGGAGAAUGUUGCCAGUACUCGAGCUGCAGUCUUGGGCACAAGGAGUGUCAGCAGCUGCAGUGAGUGUGAGAGUGACUCUGAGAUGCAUGUAGGCUACAUUAGCAUCAACCGCAUCCUGAAAGACACGCGCACCAAGAAGGAUGCCAAGAGGUUCCUGGACAACAUGAAGCGAGACCUGGCCCAGAUCCGCGAGAAGACCAGCACAUACAAGGAGUCUCUGGAUGAAGCUGCAGCCACACUCACUGACCUGCGGUUUCGCCCCCUAGAGCAGUCAGACAAGUGUGAGGGGGCCGACUGGGGCAUCAGCUGGUGGAAGAUGAUGGUGGGAGCAGUCAUCCUCCUGAUUGGGAUUCCUUUGCUCUUCUUCUGGUACGAGAGUCACAGUAGCUAGGGCUUUGCUGAUGGACUGAGAAGGAGCAGGUGAGGGAGAGAGGACUUUGAAGAACUCAGGAGCACUGAGGAGCUUAGCAGAGUAAGCUACUCAUCAAAUAUAUUAGAAACUUUCUUUUCUGGACUCUCCCUUUUCUUGCUCCUCCAGAAUAUUGAUUUAUCUCCAGUGUUUACCUUUUCGAGGAACAAACAGGUUUAUAAUUUGUGCAUCCAUGAAACAAAGGGAAACCGUAGUGUGAUCUUUGUUGUGUAUUACAUGGUCUACAAAUGGAACUAGCUAAUUAUUUCAGCAAAUCUUAUUCCACUUUGUGUUCGAGUUUGAUUCAAGAUGAAUUGUAUGUUUGGAGGAAGUGAUAGCUAUGUUUUUUUGUUUUUUUGUUUUUUUUUGUGCAUUAUUGGAGGUGCAUUUAUUCAUCGCAGUUGUUAUUGUUAUAUCUCCCACCACAUUUAUUACGUACUGUAAAUCUUUUCAUGAACAGACUUCCAAAAUACUUUUAAACUAAACCAGUGAUACAAGUCCCUUAAUUGACUAUUGCAUCAGAUUAUUCAAUUUAAUGUUGAUGCCAAAGUGCAAAUUGCUGCCAGAUGAAUUGAAAUUGAUGACUGCUUGUGUGAGUAGGAGAAAUGAGAUUAUAGAAACCAAGUUGAAUGUGAUAUUUUUCUGUAGCUUUCUAUAUUAUGAGAAAAUAUGACUCGGUGAGUUCUAGUUUUGAUAUUGUGAAUUUUAUUUACAAAUUCCAGAACAUCAGUAAUGGUGAAUGUUGACCUGUUGAUGCCAAGAUACAUACCCUGUCCACCUGUAUGCAUACCCUGUCCAAUUUGAUUUUAGUUUUAUUUUUUUUAUGUGUAGAUGCCUCCACAUGUAUUUGGUCAUGUAGGAGGCAGUUACUAAGCAUACCUGAUCUCUCUUAUUAACUGGAAUCCUUUGAUUUUGGAAGGAAAAUUGUUUAUUCCUCUAACUACAAGUAUUGCUCGGAAUGAUAAGUAAAGAUAAUGUCAGUAAUAAUAAUAAUGAUAGCAAUGUAAGUAAUGAUAAUAUUAUUAGAAUUAAGAACACUUCCUAAAAAUCCAAAGAAUGGGAAAAAUCAAUGCAAUCAGGUAGGCUUAGUGACUGACUCCUUGCAAACUAAGUGCUCAUGAAGCCAUUUAUAUGUAAACAAAAUAGGCAGAACAAAACUACGGUGGACAGCUCAUGUACUCAAGCACCAACUGGUAAAUGACAGGACUGUUUUAUAGUGCUGUUGUUAUUAUAUAUAAAUAGAUUUUAAAAUGUUGUUAUGAUUAUGCUUUUUCUGAUAGUACUGUACUUCAUGUCUAGUUAUUACCGUUAUUUUAGUAUUAAUUUUAUUAUUUUUUAUUCACUUAUUUUUUGUUUGUUAUUAUUAACUGUUAUUUAAGAGCAUUGUCUUUUAGCAGAUAUAUUAGAGAGAGCUUUUGUUGUUAAUAUUACUGUUAUGAUUGUUAUUAUUAUCAUUAUUAUUAUUAUUGUUAUUAUUAUUAUUAUUAUUAUUAUUAUUAUUUUUUUUCUUAAUUAUUAUUAUUAUUAUUAUUAUUAUUAUUAUUAUUAUUAUUAUUAUUAUUAUUAUUAUUAUUAUUAUUAUUAUUAUUAUUAUCAUUAUUAUUAUUAUUAUCAUUAUUAUUAUUAUUAUCAUUAUUAUUAUUAUUAUUAUUAUUAUUUUCAAUUUGAUUAUUAUUAAUUAGUAAUGUUGUUGGUGGUAUUAUGAUUAACUUCACUUUUUUUCCGUUUUAUGGUGGAAUACAUUAAGAUAAGUCUUAAGAUUGUCGUAGAUGUCUGUUUACUUAUUUAUUUAUUUAUGUUAAGAGAUGGUGCUCUGAAUGUAUACAAAUAUAUUUUUUUUCUAAUUAUUUUUGAAUUAUUUUUAGCAUUACUCUUGCCUUCAUUGUUGUCUUAUUAUCUGUUGAUGUUAUUGUUAUUAGGGCUACUGACUAUCACUAUUAAAACAUGGUAGGGGAAAAUCCACUCGAAAUUAUCUUUUGUGUGGAUAUUCUUUCUUUUUUGGGGGUUUUAGUUGGAAAAUUUAUUUUGAAAGUUAUAAUUUUCGAUCCUCUAUAGCCUAUGGGUUUGCUUCUCAGCUCUUACAAGAAGAAGAAAAACUGAAAUGCUUUUCUCUUAAAAUUUAGGCCUCACUGAAUAUUACUCUUGAUUGCAGUAUUUGUGCUUGUGGAUUUAUCUUGAUUUGUAUGUGACAUAUAGAUCUCUGCACACACACGCACAUGCACACGCACACGCACACGCACACGCACACGCACACGCACACGCACACGCACACGCACACGCACACGCACACGCACACGCACACGCACACGCACACGCACACGCACACACACACACACACACACACACACACACACACACAGAACAGAACAGAACAGAACAUAAUUUAGUGAGAAUGUAGAUGUUACAUACAAAGAAAAGAAAGUUAUAUUGGGGAAACCACCUUUUCUCUAUCAUAUAAGACACAGAUCCCAAUAGUUUCCAUGGGGUUCUUGUGACAAAUAACAUUGACACUUUUUUCUUGUAAACUAUUAAAGUCUUUAAAGGCUGUUAUAAUACCUGUGAUGUCUGGCUGAAGGUGCCAAUAAUGGGAUAGCUUGUACAUAUUAGAUGCAUUAUUGUAUUAUUGUAACUAUAUUGGUGAAAAAAAUGUGCAAUCAUGCAAAUGACAUUACAGAGCAGUGCAGUAUGUCAUGGUUGUCAUGGGGUAGACUACAGGGUCUUUUGACAAUAAUGGAAAUAAUUAUAUUUUAUUUUAUUAUAAAAAUAAGUUGAAAUAUUUUUGAAGAUAUACUUCUGAGCAAAUGAAAGGGCUUGAAUGUCAGCUUGUUUUAUUACUGUUGUUAUUAUUAUUAUUAUUAUUGUUUUUUUUUUGUAGUAAGUAUUACGAGCUUCCAGGAAUCCUAUCUCAAGCUGCAUAAGAUUUUUAAUGUGCAAAAAGAAGCUCAAUAAGAAGUUUGAAGUUUCACAUGUAGUUUUUUAUUGAGUUUGUGAAGGAAGAAACAAGAACGAAGAUUUUAAAAUUUGGUGCCUCUUUUGUUGAACAAAAUGAUGUAAUAGUUGCUGUAAUUCAGUAGAGGUGGCUGAAUAUAAGAAAAAUCAUAAUGAAUAUUUUGAAGAUACAGUUUUAUGAAAUCUUGAUAUUUUUCAUAUUGCAUAAGAGGUUUUGUCAAAAAUAGCUUUGUAAAAUGAAAAAAUGAGUAUUAUUUCCUUAUGUACAUAUACAGUCAAGGAGAACAAGUUAUUGAUUAUAUAAAUUGAUAAAAUAACAAGUUGUAUGUUGCUGGGUGUUUAUUAUAAUGCAUAAUAAUCCUACAUAAGGUUGUGUAAUCUUGUUGGAUGCUAGAGUAUACAGAAGUCUGCAAAAUCAAGUCCUUAAGGUAUAUGAACAAUUAAAAUUUGCUAAUGUUAGUUCAUUUGGGUUAUGAUAAGCAGCAAGGUUUGUUAACUGUGGUUGUUGGACUGUUUUCAUUUCAUAAGGGAUAUACAUGAACAGGUGCACUCACAUGUACAUAUACGGUCUGACCUUACUCACACGUCAAGCUUACAUAACCCCUAAAAAGAAAAUCUCUUGAGGUAUGAGAAAAAUUACAGAUAGGAUAACUAUAUAAUGAAUAAAAUUGCAGAAGCUAAUUAUAGAAUACUUGUAAGGUCUAAGUUUAACUUCUUACUUACUAACCUGCUCACAGUGCAAAGAAGAGGAAGGUAUUUUAUCCACAAAGAAAACAGUCUUCAGAUUCUAGCAUUAUGUAUGUUUAUGCUCAGGAACAAUCUUUCACAACAACUUCAAAUGUUUUUUUUUUUUUUUCAAGACUAAUAAGGAAGACCAUUUGCUUGGUUGUCAGAUUUGAGUCUUGGAGUUUAUAAUCGGAGUUCUCUUUAGUUUAUCUUCUAGAACAUUUUCAUCCUUGGAGUUUAAACUUAUCCGUUGGUAUUUACUAAUGUCUUCCACCUCUUUAUCCUUUUUGCUCCAGCCAGUAUAACCUAGGCCUUAUAUCCUUUUAUUUAUUUGAAUCCUUAUCAGAUAGGGAAGUAUUUGUGGGUUGUAAUUAAUCACAGGGAAUGGCUGUUUCGUGCAGCAUUUUUUGUAGUUUAGAGAAUUUUUCCCCCCCUCCUUCCUUGACACAAAAUGUGCAAGUCUUGUCAUGUAUAUUGUGUGUGGAACCUAUGAAUGUAGAGAAUUUUAAAUUAAUGUUUAGGGAAAAUUAAAAACAUAUUUAAUCCUUGGGUAGUGGUAUUAUACAAAAUACACUUUUGUGGAAUUUUGUUACCUGUUAAACUUAUAAUUUGGGUUCUGUAUAUCAAAUUCUUUGAUUUCAUAUAAGCUUAAAAAAAAAAAAUGAUCAUUAAGAAUCUUGUUUUGCAAAGAGAAGAAUAUAUAUAGAAAGAACUAUGAGACAUUUGUUAAAGGAAUUAUAGCUGGGAUUCUUUUAGUUAACCCAAUGAUGACGGGUGAAGAAAACAAAAAAAAACUCUACACUCUGGCAAACAAUGGCGGUGCGCUGAUGUUGAGCGUGUGAUUUCGGUACAUCAGCCCAAAUCACUGGCUCGCUUUGGUGCGCUGCUGCGGCGUACAGCCGCACGCCACUUUUUGAGCGAUUUGUUUUCACGCCUAUCGGUGUCACCCGUCGGGAAGGGGAUUAAGCUGUCAUGUAAUUUCACACAUGGGACCAAAUAGAUACCUGCUGAGACUUGCAUUUUAUUAAUAAAUUAUUUUACCUUCAGCAACCAACUCCUCUUUUAUGUCCAUGCAUCUAGCUAUCUAUAUCACUACUAAUUAUUCUUCAGAAAGUGAGUGUGAGUGUGAGUGUGAGUGCGAGUGAGAGUGAGAGUGAGAAUGUGCAUGCGUGCGUGCUGAUAAUUGCUUAUAUUUAACCCUUCCUUUUCAACUAAGGAGAACCAAGUGCCUUGUAAUGUAUUGUAAAUGCAGGAUUUUUAUGGGUUUGGUGUUGGAGUGAACUUUUAAGUAUUUCUACUGUAAAAUGUAGUCAGUAGACAUGAGUAAAUUGUGUAAUAUUAAGGAAAGUAUAUAUUUUGUAAAUAAAUGUAAGUUCUUGAA